CUUAUAGGAAUACUCCUCUGAAAAGCAACACUAUAGGCGAAGGACUUUAGGUUGGGAUUUGGGAAUUAGGGUUGUUCGCGUGGCGAAGAUGAUUGAGGUGGUUUUGAACGAUCGAUUGGGGAAGAAGGUGCGCGUGAAGUGCAACGACGAUGAUACCAUCGGCGACCUGAAGAAGCUUGUGGCGGCUCAGACUGGCACAAGAGCCGACAAGAUCCGCAUCCAGAAGUGGUACACCAUCUACAAGGAUCACAUCACUCUCAAGGAUUACGAGAUCCAUGACGGCAUGGGUCUCGAACUCUACUACAACUAAACACAACAAGGUGUGUUUUAUGCGUAAUAUACUAUGUGCUGGGAAUGGGAUAAGCGCUAAAUGUAAUUCUGACUUGCGAAAGUUCCCAUGAUUUGAAAUAAUGUACAUCUCCAAAUGAUAUUGGGUAUUAUAUACCGUUGACAGCUUAAGUUGCUUUGUUAUAUAACCUAUAUCUGAUGACUUGUUUGUCUUGUUGCUAAGCUUUAUUUGGGUUCUGUGUUUCUUCUAGAGCCUAUCUAUUCAAUCUGAUCGGUUAAGCGUUUGAUUAUGUCAA
Molecule: messenger RNA, 584 nt
Organism: Glycine soja
Lineage: Eukaryota; Viridiplantae; Streptophyta; Magnoliopsida; Fabales; Fabaceae
Product: ubiquitin-like protein 5
Exons: 2
Coding region: 89-310 (73 amino acids)
Biological process (GO): mRNA splicing, via spliceosome; protein modification process
Cellular component (GO): nucleus; cytoplasm
Molecular function (GO): protein binding; protein tag activity
Source: RefSeq, a predicted model, not a curated record